This is a messenger RNA of Miscanthus lutarioriparius, 837 nucleotides long. The record is from the annotation of a GenBank genome assembly. NCBI's taxonomy places the organism in Eukaryota, Viridiplantae, Streptophyta, Magnoliopsida, Poales, Poaceae.
AUGAGAGGCGACAACCGCCGCCGCACGGGAGCCUCCAGCUCGGCCUCCAUUGCCUCGACGUCUACCAAGCGCGACCUUCAAGAAGAAUCCGCCAGCGCCUCCGACGAAUCGGGCGACGACGAGGAGGUCCCCUCGUCGUUGGCGUCGGAGAGCGACGGCGAGGAUGCGGAGCGGGAGCGGGAGCGGGAGCUGGAGCGCGCGCUCGCGGACGUGCCCUUCGGAGAGCUGCAGCGCGUGAGGGCCGACGGGUCGCUGGCGCGGGCCACCUCUGCGGCCAAAGCAGCCGCGGAGAAGAAGGCUCGCAGGGCUAGCAAGAAGAGGCCCAUGGAGAUAAGCACGAAAGUGCGGCCACCGAAAUUGAGGGAGGUGAUACAGAUUCCCAAGAAGGUUGGAAGGGAUCCAAGAUUUGAGCCCGUGCAUGGAUCUGUUGACAAAGAAGGGUUCAGGAAAAGAUACAAUUUCUUAUUUGAUGAAGACUUCCCUUCUGAAAAAGAUAGACUUCAAAAAAUGAUUAAGAAAUCUAAGGACCCAAAUGCCAUUGAAGAAAUGAAGAGUCGUGUCACAUGGAUUGAUAAGCAGUUAAAGUCUCAUCCUCAAAAGAACAUUCAAUCAGAAAUCUUGCGUGAGCAUAUCAAGAAAGAGAGGGAAGCAGCAAAGUCCGGAAAACGGCCGUACUAUCUGAAGAAAUCUGAACUUCGUGAAAGGAAGCUGAUGAACAAGUACAAUGAGCUCAAGGAGGCAGGAAAGCUUGAUGCCUUCAUCGAGAGGCGGCGUAGGAAGAAUGCUUCCAAAGAUCAUCGGUACAUGCCAUACCGACGGAAUGGAGAUGAUGCAUAA